AAACAUUCUACUGAGAUACAUGAAAAAAACAAACAAUUUCUUUUGUUUUCAAUCCAUUUAUCGUAAAAUAAAUUAGCUCGCCUGAAGCGAGGCAAUACUCAUUUCGGUGGUCGUGAACUUGAUUCCGUCGGAAUCAAUCCCCAAAUCUUCAUCCCUCGCCGGAAGCGAUUCCGUAUAUGAGCGGUGGCGCGCCUUCGAUUCAAUUCCUAACCGAUGGAUUCACCGGGUGCUUUGAGGGACACGUCGGUUAUCGUGGUGACGCUGGAGUCCGACGAAGUCUACAUCAUCGUGAGCCUCUCCAUCAGAACGGACACUCAGGUAAUCUACGUCGAUCCAACCACCGGGGCGCUUCUCUACUUUGCCAGGCCAGGGUUCGAUCUGUUCAAGUCGCAGGGUGAGGCCUUGAAUUUCGUCACCAAUGGAUCGCGAUUUGCUUGCAAGAGCAAGACUCCCGCAAGGGCGAUAUUAGGAUACGCCGCGUUCGGGAACGUGGCGAUGCUCCUCGUCGCGACGAGGUUGACCGCCAGCGUUCCCAAUAUGCCGGGUGGCGGUUGCGUGUACACGGUGGCGGAGAGCCUCUGGAUCAGGAUUCCGCUGCACAAUGCGGUGUCGCUGGGGAAGGGAGAGGCCAAGAACGUGCAGGAGUUGACGGAGCUUGAUAUUGACGGGAAACAUUACUUCUGCGAGACGAGGGAUGUUACGCGCCCUUUUCCAAGCCGCUUCCCGAUGAAUCAACCUGAUGAGGAGUUUGUUUGGAACGCGUGGUUUUCUACGCCGUUUGUUGAUAUUGGCUUGCCACGGCAUUGCGUCACGCUACUGCAGGGGUUUGCAGAAUGUAGAAGUUUUGGAAGCUCAGGUCAACUCGAAGGUAUUGUGGUUCUCAUAGCUCGUCGAAGUAGGCUUCACCCGGGUACUCGAUACUUGGCAAGGGGCCUAAAUUCAUGUUUCAGUUCAGGAAAUGAAGUGGAGUGUGAACAACUUGUAUGGGUUCCCAAACGAUCUGGUCAAAGUGAACCUUUCAACACAUAUGUGUGGCGAAGAGGCACUAUUCCUAUCUGGUGGGGUGCAGAACUGAAAAUUACAGCUGCAGAAGCUGAAAUUUAUGUUUCAGAUUGCGAUCCUUAUAAAGGAAGUGUAGAGUAUUAUGGAAGACUGAGUAAGAGAUACGAUGCUCGAAAUCUAGAUGUACGUGCUGGUGAGAAACCGAACAGGAAAGCCUUGGUUCCCAUUGUCUGCAUAAACUUGCUUCGAAAUGGUGAAGGGAAGUCAGAGUCCCUUUUAGUUCAACAUUUCGAGGAGUCUAUUAACUUUAUUAGAUCAUCUGGGAAGCUUCCGUACACUCGGGUGCAUUUGAUAAAUUAUGAUUGGCAUGCUAGUACAAAAUUAAAAGGUGAACAAAUCACAAUUGAAGGUUUAUGGAUACUUCUGAAAGCACCUACUAUAUCCAUAGGUAUAUCUGAAGGGGAUUAUUUGCCUUCCCGACAACGAAUAAAUGAUUGCAGAGGUGAAGUUAUCUACAAUGAUGAUUUUGAAGGUGCAUUCUGCUUAAGAACACAUCAAAAUGGGAUCAUACGUUUUAACUGUGCCGAUUCUUUGGAUAGGACCAAUGCUGCUAGUUUUUUUGGCUGCCUCCAAGUAUUCACCGAGCAAUGUAGACGGUUAGGGAUAUCACUUGAUAGUGAUUUGGCUUUUGGUUAUCAGUCAAUAAGAACUAAUUAUGGUGGAUAUACUGCUCCACUGCCACCUGGGUGGGAGAAGCGAUCUGAUGCUGUGACAGGCAAAACAUAUUAUAUUGACCACAAUACCAGAACAACCACAUGGAUGCAUCCAUGUCCCGAUAAACCAUGGAAGAGAUUUGAUAUGACAUUUGAGGAGUUCAAGAGAACAACAAUUUUAUCUCCCGUAUCUCAACUUUCUGACCUUUUCUUACUUGCUGGGGAUAUUCAUGCUACUCUUUACACCGGUUCCAAAGCAAUGCAUAGCCAAAUACUUAGCAUAUUCAGCGAAGAAGCAGGAAAGUUUAAACAGUUUUCUGCUGCACAGAAUGUGAAAAUCACUCUGCAAAGAAGAUAUAAGAAUGCAGUUGUGGAUAGCUCUCGUCAAAAGCAAUUAGAAAUGUUUCUUGGAUUGAGGCUUUUCAAGCAUCUUCCAUCGAUUUCCCUUAAACCUCUACAUGUACCAUCUCGACCGUCUGGUUUUGUUCUCAAACCAAUUGCAAACUUGUUUCCUAUUUCUGGUGGUGAAGCUAAUCUUCUGAGUUUCAAAAGAAAAGGCCUUGUCUGGAUUUGUCCACAGCCUGCAGAUGUAGUUGAAAUCAUUAUUUAUCUCGGUGAACCUUGCCAUGUUUGUCAGCUCCUUCUCACAAUAUCCCAUGGUGCAGAUGAUUCAACUUAUCCAUCUACAGUUGAUGUAAGGACAGGGCGCCAUUUAGAUGGGCUUAAACUGGUCUUGGAGGGUGCUUCUAUACCACAAUGUGCAAGUGGGACCAACCUUGUGAUACCCUUACCUGGGGCAAUUAGUGCAGAAGAUGUGGCUAUAACUGGGGCAAAUUCUCGUCUUCAUUCCCAAGAUGCAUUACCCUUCUCCUUACUGUAUGAUUUUGAGGAACUUGAGGGAGAGUGGGAUUUCCUUACUCGCGUAGUUGCACUAACCUUUUAUCCAACUGUUUCUGGAAGAAAACCAUUAACACUUGGUGAGAUUGAAAUCCUUGGAGUUUCUCUUCCUUGGAGUGAUGUAUUUACCAACGAAGGCCCUGGUACAAGAUUAGUUGAGCAUGUCAAGAAGUUUCAAGAAGAGCAAAAUCCAUUUUUAUCUGAUUCUGAUACUAGUCCAUUUAACCCUUCAUCCAUUGAAAAAGUAUCACCAACCGAGCAAGGAGGCAGUUCUGCUGACCUUUUGCUUGACCUCCUGUCUGGGGAUGACCCACUUCCACACCCACUUGCACAACCAGUUACUGACAACGUUGUCUACCAGGAAAGUGACCCACUUGAUUUCUUGGACCUAAGUGUUGAAAAUCGUGGUGCCAAAAGUGAUGGUAAAUUUUCAGCAGAAGAUGCCCGACAUUCAGAUAGUAAUGCUGAACAAUAUUUGAAGUGCCUUAAAACUCUUGCGGGGCCAGGUCUGCAAAGAAAAAUCAACUUCAUUGAAGCCAUGAAACUUGAAAUUGAACGUCUUAAGUUGAAUCUUUCUGCUGCUGAAAGGGAUAGAGCCUUGCUAUCCGUUGGAAUGGAUCCUGCAACCAUUAAUCCCAAUGCACUUCUUGAUGAAGCUUAUAUGGCAAAAUUAUCUAAAGUUGCAAACAAUCUUGCUCUGCUUGGUGAAACUUCUCUUGAAGAUAAAAUUGUUGCUGCUAUUGGUCUUGGGACUCUUGAUGAUAAUCCAAUAGAUUUCUGGAAUAUUAUCAGUCUUGAGGAAACCUGUUCUGGUGGCAACUGUGAAGUGCGUGCUGAAAUUAAAAAGGAAGUUCAUUCAUCUAGCACAAUGUCAUCUACUGGUGCUUCAGAAGCUAUAUUCUUGUGUUCCCAAUGUGAAAGGAAGGUUUGUAGAGUUUGCUGUGCAGGGAGGGGGGCACUUCUGCUUGUUGGAUAUAACACUAGAGGAGAGGUCAUGAAUUACAAUGGUGCUUCAAGCCAAAGUGGCCUUGUUGAUUUACCUGUAAAUCGUUUAUUAGCUCGGGAUGGUAUAAUUUGCAAACGAUGUUGCCAGGAUAUUGUGCUUCAGGCAUUGAUUUUGGACCAUGUGAGGGUUCUGAUUAGCUUACGAAGAACAGAACGCGUGGAAAAGGCUGCUUGCAAUGCUUUGAAGCAAAUCAUUGGUUUAUCUUGGGAUUAUCUUCUAGAAAAGAAUAAUGCCGAUGAUAACAAGCGUAAUGGAAAAACAGUACGUUCGUUACUGAAUGGAUAUGAAUCCCUUGCUGAAUUUCCUUUUGGCAGCUUUCUACACCCGGUUGAAGCAGCAGCAGAUUCUGCUCCAUUUUUGUCAUUGCUUGCGCCUUUAAAUUCUGGUUUGGGGUUAUCAUAUUGGAAAGCUCCAUCUCGUACCUCUGCCGUUGAAUUUGGAAUUGUCCUGGGCAAUAUUUCUGAUGUUAGUGGGGUUAUAUUGAUUGUCAGUCCAUGUGGCUACUCUGCGGCUGAUGCUCCUAUUGUGCAAAUUUGGGCAAGUAACAAAAUACACAAGGAAGAAAGAUCUUUAAUGGGAAAGUGGGAUCUGCAAUCUAUGAUUAAUGCUUCCUCAGAAUUAUAUGGACCUGAAAAGUCAGGAACAGAGCAUAAAGUUCCUAGACAUGUGAAGUUUCCCUUCAAGAAUUCUGUUCGCUGCAGCAUAAUAUGGAUAAGUUUACGCCUUCCGCGAGUGGGUUCAAGUUCUAUGAAUAUUGGAAAUGACUUCAAUCUGUUGUCUGUUGAUGAGAACCCUUUUGCACAAGAAACUCGACGUGCCUCAUUUGGAGGAUCUAUUGAGAGUGAACCCUGUCUUCAUGCCAAGAGGAUUUUAGUGGUUGGAAGCUCCGCUAGGAAGGAAGUUGAUCUUAAACCACAACAAAGCUCUGACCAGUUGGCCCUGACUGGGUGGUUGGAAAGAGCACCACAGCUAAACAGAUUCAAGGUUCCAAUUGAGGCUGAAAGAUUGAUGGACAAUGAUCUUGUCCUGGAGCAGUAUCUGUCUCCUGUUUCUCCCUUGCUUGCUGGUUUUCGUCUAGAUGCCUUUAGUGCAAUCAAGCCUCGGGUUACCCAUUCACCUUUUUCAGAUGUACAUGGCAAACAUUUUCCUUCCCUUGUGGAUGACAGAUACAUCACUCCAGCCGUAUUGCAUAUUCAAGUAUCUGUUCUCCAGGAACCCCAUACCGUGGUCACCAUUGGUGAGUACCGAUUACCAGAGGCACGAGCGGGAACACCAAUGUACUUUGACUUCUCUGGCCAGAUUCAAACUCGCAGAAUUUCCUUCAAACUACUCGGAGAUAUUGCAGCUUUUACUGAUGACCCCUCAGAACAAGAUGAUUCUGGCACUAGAAUUUCUCCACUGGCAGUAGGGCUAUCUUUGUCUAAUAGAAUUAAGCUGUAUUACUAUGCUGAUCCAUAUGACCUUGGCAAAUGGGCUAGCCUGGGAGCAGUUUAAUUACACACGUCAGUACUGGUUAUUAUAUUGAUUGACUGUGUAAACAUUAUGUUGUAUUAUGGUAUGUAAAGUUCAUCCAUUGAUGUAACAGUAUUAUAGGAUUAUUCUAUUAGGAACAUUAUUUGUAUCAUUUCUGGCCACUUGUGGGUUAGCUUGGAAAAGGUGGGAUUUGGGAGUUUUUGAUGGGGUUAGGGUUUGGAGGUUCGAUUUUAGUAGUUAUUUAGUUUACCAAAAGGGUGAAUUUCAUUUUUGACUUAUAUUUUAAAUGUAAUUGUUUCUCUCAAA
Messenger RNA from Vigna unguiculata (cowpea), 5397 nucleotides. RefSeq names its product sacI homology domain-containing protein / WW domain-containing protein (gene SAC9). The record is from RefSeq and is a predicted model, not a curated record. NCBI's taxonomy places the organism in Eukaryota, Viridiplantae, Streptophyta, Magnoliopsida, Fabales, Fabaceae. Gene Ontology annotation, molecular function: protein binding; phosphatase activity.